Dunckerocampus dactyliophorus (ringed pipefish) is the source of this 1047-nucleotide messenger RNA. RefSeq names its product endonuclease domain-containing 1 protein-like. The record is from RefSeq and is a predicted model, not a curated record. Gene Ontology annotation, molecular function: hydrolase activity; nucleic acid binding; metal ion binding. The transcript is spliced from 6 exons. Bases 73 to 918 code for a protein of 281 amino acids. Lineage: Eukaryota; Metazoa; Chordata; Actinopteri; Syngnathiformes; Syngnathidae.
ACUGUGGCAGCUGGUGAGUGGAGCACAUGGCCAGACAGGACCCAUAAGUUGUUACCAAAACGUUUGCCCGAAAUGGAAACCCUGGUAACUCUGUGCACUCUCCUGUCGCUCCUCUUUGUUGUUCGUGCAGACCUUGUGGCACAAUUUCAGGAUGUGCCAGAAUGCAUGAAGUACUUCUACAAAAGUCAAGUACCAAAAUACCAGGCUUCUAUACCUGGCACUGCACGCCUCUGUCAGCGCUUUGCAAACAGGUAUCACUUUGCCACCCUGUAUGACACCAACCAUCGUAUUGCAGUUUACUCUGCAUACAUUUUCCAACCCAGCAAUGGAGGUGGUCGGGAGAGACGGUGGUUUGUAGAGCCCCAGCUGGUAAAGCCAUCCUGGCAAGCUGAGAUGAAGGAUGGUUAUUGGCUGGGGAAAGACCAUCCUGGGGUCUACCUGGGCGAGAAGCAAGCUCUCAAUGAGGACUACACACACUCAGGCUUUGACCGAGGUCACCUUAACCCUAAUGGACACCAUGCAGUCCCUGGCCGCAACGCCACUUUCACCCUCACCAACGUGGUUCCUCAGAACCCCAAACUGAACCAAAACGCAUGGAGAAUCCAUGAGUCUCAGCUCACUGAGCUUUUCCGUGAUAAGUGCUCCAAGGCCUACGUUCUGGUCGGCGCUGUUCCCUCCGCAGCUAACUGGAUUGUCAAGAACAAUGUGAAGCGUGUCAACAUCCCGGACUACCUGUGGAAUGCUUUCUGCUGUUUGGACAACAAUGACAAGCCCGUUCGGGGGGGCGCCGCCGCAGCCAGGAACACGGAGGACAAUUGGGUGGAGAAACUUUCCCUGGAUGAACUGGGAGAGUUCUUGCAGCAGUUCUCAAAUCAACCAGUGGGCGAGCUGUUCCACAACAACUGCAUGGCAGAUUAAUUUGAUGAUCCACACAUUGUAAAGAAAUAUUUUGGAAAAUUUGUAAAAAUGGAAAACAUAAUGAAGCAUCCUUUCCUGAGACUGUGCUCAUCUCAUCUACCUGUGAAUAAAAAUGACUGAUCAAGUUUA